UCCACAUCCUCCUGCUUGAAUUUGAGGGGCUUCAUGUCAGAUAAACAUGGUGGACCACAUGAAAAUGCCGACGGAACUCUUAUUAAGACUGGUAAAGACAGCAGGAAGUGCUUUUGGCAUCCUUGGCUUCUUCCUUAUUUUCCAGUAUGUUUUUGAACUUGACUUCACAUGUCCUUGCCAACAAUAUUACGAUGAGUUGUACUGCAGCAUCUACAUGGUAGUUCCUGCAGUUACAAUGUUUUUUUUCGUGUGGCUGAUAGACCCAGAACGCAUGAGAAUAUGUGGAUGGUGCACCAAGAACAAAUGCUUAAUGAGGCGUGAUCGUAAAACAUUAGUUCUGUUGGGGAAGUCAGUCUCAGCAGCUAGUCUGUGGAUUAUAUCAGCAUUAAUUGAAGGAGACUGGUACGUGUGUCUAAAAUUACAAUUCGGCAAUGGCACUAGCGAAGACCCACUGGCCUGCAAAGACAAAAAUCACUGGUCGCAUGAAGAGAUUUUGAAUUUCCAUCUUAAUGUAAACAUAUCUCGAGCUAUAGGGUUAGGUAUCAUUGGAAUCCUUGUGAUAAUAUGGGUAAUGGCGACAUGCAGACGCAAGGAAUAUGAUGAACAUCUUGAGGGUGAAUUACGUGACGAGACUGAACAGAAGUGUGAAUAUGACAACAUAAAGAAAAGGGUAGAAGCUGGUAUUAGAUGUUCUCACAAUAUGGCUACUACCCCUACUACUGUACAGGAACAGACAGAAGACGGUCCUACAGUUAAACAGGAAGAGGCUAAAGCAAGACAGGAAGAAGCUAAAGCUAAACAGGAAGAGGCUAAAGCUAGACAGGAAGAGGCUAAAGUUAGACUGGAAGAGGCUAAAGCUAAACAGGAAAAGGCGAAAGCAAGAGUUAUUACUCCUUUUACUGGACCGAGACAGACAGAAGAAGACCUUGAAGCUAUACAGGAAGAAGAUAAAUCUAUACAGGAAAAGACUAAAACUACACAGGAAAGACCAAAAGCUGGUCCAGAAGAUGCUAUAGCUACUACUUCUACUACCGGACAGAGACAGACAGAAGAAGACCUUGAAGUUACACAGGAAGAAGCUAAAACUAGACAGGAAGAGGCUAAAGCUGAGCAGGAAGAGCUUAAUGCUAGACAGGAAGAGGCUAAAGCUGAGCAGGAAGAGCUUAAUGCUAGACAGGAAGAGGCUACAGCUGAGCAGGAAGAGCUUAAUGCUAGACAGGAAGAGGCUACAGCUGAGCAGGAAGAGCUUAAUGCUAGACAGGAAGAGGCUAAAGCUGAGCAGGAAGAGCGUAAUGCUAGACAGGUAGAGGCUACAGCUGAGCAGGAAGAGGAGAAAGCUAGACGGGAAAGGGCUACAGCUGAGCAGGAAAAGGAGAAAGCUAAAUCCUGCAGAGCUGAAGGAGGAUUGUUACCUGGACAGCUACAGCCUGAAGCAGGACAGGGGGAUGGACAGGGGGAUGGACAAGGGGAGCUUGGAGAUGAACAACAUACAGAAUCAACUCCAUUGCUGACAGAUCAAAAGUAGGUCUCAACUAGAACAACUUCGAUGUCUAGAACUCUUAAUCUCUAUAAAAGAAUAAAUAUCCCUCCAACCUCUGUAUGGUAUCACAGAUAUUUCUCUCAGUCACAUGCCUUUUUUUCUGUCCAAAAGCCUAACCUUAGGUGGAGGUACCAACACAAAGAUGAGUGCAAAUGAAAGCAAUGUGUGUUGGGUAUUACAGGUAUCACUUCUUGCAAUGCAGUAUAAUUAGGACUUGCAGUUGCACAAUAUAAGGUAAAGAUGUAAUUUAGCUGUAUAAAGUUGUUGCAUUGAAAGUGUUUAUUUUAUGGCAGGGUAUUCUUGUAAGGCACAUGACUGUUGUCUACAUGUAUUCAGACUUCCAUAGCUGAGAUAUCAAUGUGUGUGUGUGUUGUUACACAUAUUGAUAAUUAAAUAAUCCCACUUUUUGCUCAAAGAAAAGUCUAGUUUCUGGUUAAAGAUGUAUUUUAUUUUAAAUUACAAUUCACUCUUUUUUCAUUUAUCCAUAUCUGUAACCCAAAAUAAUUUAAAAAUGGGUUUCUUUAGUGCAUUUAAUUUUGAAUAGGCUAUGUAAUUUUCAUGCACAUCACUUGUAUAUAAAUAAUAUGUUUAUUUUUUAUCAAUGCAUGUAUGGUGAAUAAAAUACUUAACAUUGUUUUGAGGCCCUCUUAUGUGGACUACAACUUUUUUCUCUCCGUCAUGUUCUAAACUAUUCGAACAUUGGUUUUCUGAAAACUAGCCGUUAUUAUUCGCGGUGUGCGUUUUCAAACUAUAGUCAGACUUCUUGUCAAGAAAACAAAAACAGUUGUGAAAUUGUUGUCCCUCUCAAAAUAUGUUAUCAAAUAUCAAUGUGGUGGAUUACAAGUCAGCUAUUUAGGACUGCUCGAUGUUUUAGAAGGUAAUUUCACAUUGUAUGUUUAUUGUUUCAUUAAAUGUCCGGAAUUAUGUGAGGAGGAAAGUGUCGAUAGGAACAGACAGCCAAGUUAAAUCAUGCCAACCAGGCCAGAUUUAGGCUUGUAUGUAUGGACAAAAUUUUGCAGUUUCUG
This is a messenger RNA of Hypomesus transpacificus, 2565 nucleotides long. RefSeq names its product golgin subfamily A member 6-like protein 6. The transcript is spliced from 2 exons. The record is from RefSeq and is a predicted model, not a curated record. NCBI's taxonomy places the organism in Eukaryota, Metazoa, Chordata, Actinopteri, Osmeriformes, Osmeridae. Bases 47 to 1525 code for a protein of 492 amino acids.